AUGAAUGACUACAUAAAUCAAACAUCUAUUGAAUCUUUUGAAACACGAAGACAAAGAAUAGCUAAUGAAUUUUAUCAAAAAGUUAGACAAGCUAUUGAAGAGAAUAAUGAUAAUAUUUAUAUAAAUAAUAGAAUUAAAAAGAUUACAGCAAUUGAAACUGUCAGAAAUAAUGAUGAAAUUAUGAAUAUUAUUUUAAGAAAUAUACCUAGUUUUAAAGAUAGAUUACAUAUUCAAUUAUCAUGUAAACAUUUUUAUUCAUUAUGUAAUAAUGGUCGUUCAUAUCUUCCUCAAUUUGAGUAUGAAAAAUAUACAAAAGAAGUUUUAUGUGUUAAAAAUUAUAAUGAUGAAUUUAUAACAUUCUUAGAUGGGACUGUAACAUUUCAUAUACCAAUUUUUAACGAUGACAUCCUAUCGAUGUUAAAUGAAUCAAAAAAUAAAGUACAAACAUUUUUAUCAUUAUCAAAUGCUUUAGUUUUUAGUAGACUUCCUAAUACAUAUUUUGAUUUUUUUAAUGGUGUAGGAAGUUUUUUAAAUAUAAAGGUACUUAGUUUAACAAUAGAAUAUUUAAACUCUGAAACUAUAAAAUUUUUUAAAAUACUUUCAAAUAUAAAAUCACAUACAUUAUAUUUAGCAAUUUUAAAUGGUGAUAGAGAUUUAAAUUUUGAUUUAUUAGUAUCAAAUAAUGAUUUAAAAAUUUCAAAAACUAUUAAACAUAUGUAUUAUCAAAGAGGAAGACAUUUUUUAGAAGUAGUAUUACAUUUACUUAAAAGUUGUAAUAUAGAACAACUUGAAACAUUAGAAUUUCCACAUAUUGGUAAACCACAUAAUAUUAAUGAAGAAAAUUUAUUCUUACAAUUUUUACCAUAUGUUAAAAAUAUAAAGUUUAAUGAAACUAUUUCUAAACAAGAUUAUUCCUCUCAACAUUUUAAAGAUUUUUUUGCUUCAACUACCAUAUUUAAAGAUCCCAAAGUAACAUUAAGAUAUCAAAUAAAUAUAAGGUUUUCUGAUGCAGAAUUUGGUCGCUAUUAUGAAAGUUUAACCAGAAAUAGUACUCGAAUUGAUAAUGAGAGUACUAGACAAAAUAUUGAAGCUGGUUACAUAUCAAUAACUAAUUUAUGUCUUGGAAAUAUUUUAUUUUAUGACACAAAUUCUAAAUUAUCUGAUGAAGAGUUAUCAGCUUUCGCAAAUGAUUUAUUAAAAAUGAAGAAUUUGAAAACAAUACAAACAAGAUUUUUAACAUUUAGUUCCCCUAAUCAUUUCACCUAUUUUUGUAGAUCAUUAAAUAGAAAUAUAGAAAAUAUUAAAUUAGAAAAAUGUUCAUAUAUGUCUAUACAUCAUUUGGAGGAGAUAGCAAGAAAUUGCAAAUAUGUUAAAAAUUUAAUAUUAGAAGAGGUUACCUCUGAAACAAUAACAUUAAAUUCUAUAAAUUUAUUAUUUAAAAAUUUAAUUGGUCUUCAAAUUAAUUUUGAUAGUUGUUAUGAUGUUUCUAAAAUUAUUAAUGACUUAACAAAAAGAGAUGAAGACGGUGUUUUAAAAGUAGCCUGGUCACAACUUCAUUUUCUUAAUAUUAAUUGUGCCUAUCCAAAAAGUAAUGAAAGAUAUAUAUUACAACAGUUGGCUAAAAAUACCCCAAGAAAAUGUGGUCAACUAUUAAUUCAGUAUUUGAAACCAUCAAUUUGUGUUAAAGAAUAUGUUUUAAGAAUUAUCAUGCAACGUAGUACAUUAUCAUGUACUAAAUUUAAAAGUUCUUUUGCAAAAACCUAUCUUUUAGGUUGA
Strongyloides ratti is the source of this 1776-nucleotide messenger RNA. RefSeq lists its product as hypothetical. NCBI's taxonomy places the organism in Eukaryota, Metazoa, Nematoda, Chromadorea, Rhabditida, Strongyloididae. The record is from RefSeq and is a predicted model, not a curated record. The transcript has 2 exons. The coding region runs from base 1 to 1776 and encodes 591 amino acids.